Messenger RNA from Saxophila tyrrhenica, 1053 nucleotides. RefSeq lists its product as uncharacterized. The transcript has 7 exons. The record is from RefSeq and is a predicted model, not a curated record. NCBI's taxonomy places the organism in Eukaryota, Fungi, Ascomycota, Dothideomycetes, Mycosphaerellales, Extremaceae. Gene Ontology annotation, molecular function: oxidoreductase activity. Bases 1 to 1053 code for a protein of 350 amino acids.
AUGUCCACAACCACGACUACAACAGCCAGCAAAGCUGGCAAAACCAUAACGAUCACGCCUACGCCUCCAUGGACGCCGCUAAAGAUCGAAGGAGAGAUACCUUCUCCUUACAACACACCGAAGUUUCAGCUCGAAGUCAUUCCGUUGCACCCUACUUUUGCUUGCGAGCUCAGAGGCGUUGACUGGAGCAAACCAGUCCCGCUAGAAGUAUAUGCAGAGAUCCGAGAGGUGGUUGACAAGGUUAGCCAAAUCACUGAGCUUGUCGUGCCAUACACUGACAGCUCGAUUAGCUUCUCCAGCUACUUCGGAGAGCUGGAUGAUGUUCGACCAUACAUUGAUGCUGGGAGGAAGAACCGACUUUCGAUGCCCGAGCUGUUCGACGCUGGCAACAUUGACCCGCAUACUGGCGAGGUAGCUCCGCUGUCUGCCGCGCAGGUAAUUGGCAAUAAGGCCAACGAGCAGUUCCACGUGGACUCGUCGUUCAACGCACGGAGAGCCGGUCACUCCCUGCUUCUCGCCCAUGUGUUGCCGCCAGAAGGAAUGGGAGGUGCAACAGAGUUCGCUGACUCCCGCACUGCGUAUGAUGACCUCUCUGAAGACAUGAAGAAGAGGCUUGACGGUUUGGUCGCCAACCACUCGCUCUUCCACUCGCGGAAGAAGGCCGUGCCAGAAUACUUUGCCGACACUGACCCGAUGAAGCUGCCGUUGUCGAAGCACAAGCUGGUCCAGAGACACGAAUGGAGUGGCCGGAUGAAUCUGUACAUUGCCAGCUACGUCCAUCAUAUCGAGGACAUGGAUCCUGCGGAGAGCACCACGUUGAUUGAGGAGCUGUUAGCUCACGUAUCGAAGCCGAAGUACAGGGGGACUAUCCCAUGGUUCCAAGAAGGUGAUAUGGUGCUUUGGGACAACACAGCAGCAAUGCACCGAGCGACAGGAGGUUCGUACGAGGGCCAGUUCCCCCGGGACAUGCGGAGGACAACAGUCAAGGACAUGAGCAGUCAGAAAUACGGCCUGAACGGAGAAGGAGCAGACUGGCGUGUUGGCCUGCCGUAG